Meloidogyne enterolobii is the source of this 304-nucleotide messenger RNA. The record is from the annotation of a GenBank genome assembly. Lineage: Eukaryota; Metazoa; Nematoda; Chromadorea; Rhabditida; Meloidogynidae.
AUGGUUAUAUUAUUCAAUAAAUUUUGUAGUUUCAAGCGUUGGAUACUUAUAACUGGUUCAACAGACGGGUUUGGCCGCCAAUUAGCACAAGAAUUGGCAGCCAAUAUUUAUGAAAAUUUUGUUAUUAUUCAUGGGAGAAGUGAAAAGAAUUGUCAAAAAACUGUUGAGGAAUUGGGAAUGGAACAUGAAAAUGUUGGGAAUAAUAGGAAACAAAGGAAUGUUGAUUUUGUAGCUGCUGAUUUUUCGAAAUUAUCUGAGGUAAUAUAUUAGACCAGGGAUCGAAGAUUGUCCUUAAGAUGAAGUA